UUCUCUGAUAAAGUUCUUUCACUAAAUUUAACCAUUAAAGCAGAGGCUGCUGCUGCGAACUCUAAUAUUGUUCAUGGUUCUAUAGCAACUGAGAUUUUACUAGUCAAAGAUAGGCCUAAACAGUGGAAAGAAGCAUUAAAACUUGCAAUGCAAGGAAAACUCUAUAGUAUUCAUGUUUCACUAAGACAUAUUAUAGAACGAAGAAUUGUGUCCAAGAUAA
This is a messenger RNA of Dentiscutata erythropus, 220 nucleotides long. NCBI's taxonomy places the organism in Eukaryota, Fungi, Glomeromycota, Glomeromycetes, Diversisporales, Gigasporaceae. The record is from the annotation of a GenBank genome assembly.